This is a messenger RNA of Dentiscutata heterogama, 381 nucleotides long. NCBI's taxonomy places the organism in Eukaryota, Fungi, Glomeromycota, Glomeromycetes, Diversisporales, Gigasporaceae. The record is from the annotation of a GenBank genome assembly.
UUAAAUGAUUGGGGUAUAAAAUAUGCCAAACUUCGUACAAAAGAAGGUUAUAUGAUUGGUUCUUUAAUGUCUAAAGUAGCAGCUAAUGCUCGUGAUAAUUCAUGCGUAAUGGUCAAUGUUUCUAAGCUAAAACAUACCAAAAAAUAUGAAUUACAACAAUAUUUUGGUUAUGUACAUUUUUAUUUUUAUUAUGUAUAUGAUGGAAAAUAUCAGCUAUUUGCAUAUAUUCACAAUGCUAAGAAUGUACGAAAAGGACUAUAUAACUUAUAUAGUUUUGAAGAAUUCGGUGAUUAUGAGUUUGUAGAUGUAUCAAUGAUACAAAGAUGUGUAGGAUUUUUAAAAGUUGGAAAUUACUUUUACAUUAUAGAUAAGAAAAAUUAA